This is a messenger RNA of Fusarium keratoplasticum, 714 nucleotides long. Its product is annotated as Tautomerase-3 domain-containing protein. NCBI's taxonomy places the organism in Eukaryota, Fungi, Ascomycota, Sordariomycetes, Hypocreales, Nectriaceae. The record is from RefSeq and is a predicted model, not a curated record. The transcript has 4 exons. The coding region runs from base 1 to 714 and encodes 237 amino acids.
AUGACUGCCGGAGUUGAGAGCGGCCUCCUUCUCCCUCGGACUGGAGGCGAUGCCGCUUGGUUGAAUGAGAACAGGCCCAAGUUUGGGCAACUCGCCCAGGCAGGAGACAACUACUUUGUUCAACUCUUGGACGAGAUGCAGGACAGAGAAGACUUGGUGAAAGCCCUCUCUGUAGACCCAGACAUGCCUCUGUACACAGUCUCACACGCCGCGCCUCUAAGCCUGGGGCAGAAAGAGGCACUCGCAGAAGCCAUCACUCAUCUUCACGCAGGCAGAUUCAAGACUCCUCGCUGGUACAUAAACGUUAUCUUCACAGACGCUUCUGCCCAAACAGUUUUUGUCGGUGGUCGCCGGCGUCUCGUGAAUCACAUAACCGCCCGCGUCCGGAGCGGUCCUACUCGAAGCCGCGAGUCAUUUAAUGAGCUCUGCAGCGAGAUCAACUCUGCCUGGCACCGCAUUGUACACCCCGAGCUCUCAGCCUCAGAACUCCCACCGAGGGAGCUCGAGCUGGCUGCCAUUUUCAUCACGAGCGAGCUCGUCGCGGGCAUGAAGGUUGGGUUCCCAGUUCCGGCUGCGGGAACUGAGAUUGCGUGGGCCAAGGAGCAUUUUGAGUCUUUCAAGGAGAGGGCAGCGUUGGGUGACGAAGACUUUGUGGACUACGUCGAAGAGUUGGAAAAGAAGCCUGAGUUCAAUGCGGCACUGAGAAGUGACUGA